Messenger RNA from Mytilus californianus (California mussel), 704 nucleotides. RefSeq names its product antistasin-like. The record is from RefSeq and is a predicted model, not a curated record. Gene Ontology annotation, molecular function: serine-type endopeptidase inhibitor activity. Bases 86 to 457 code for a protein of 123 amino acids. NCBI's taxonomy places the organism in Eukaryota, Metazoa, Mollusca, Bivalvia, Mytilida, Mytilidae. The transcript has 7 exons.
AUAUAUUCUUCUCCUCGUCGUUUCCGUUAUCGCUAUUCAAGCUCGAUCACCACCAAAUUACAAAUGCAGCAAUAAACCUCUAUGCAUGAAGUACUGUAAAUACGGUAACUAUGUCGACCAAGAUGGAUGUGCUAUUUGUGAAUGUAAACAACCUCCUCACUGUUCAGCUGUUAUGUGUAAUAUGUACUGUGAACACGGGUUUAAAGUUGGAGCUGAUGAAUGUGAAAUUUGUAAAUGCAACCAGCCUCCUCACUGCUCAGAUGUUAUGUGUGCUAUGUACUGUGAACAUGGAAUUAAAGUUGGAGCUGAUGGAUGUGAAAUUUGUAAAUGCAACCAGCCACCCCAUUGUCCCGAUGUGAGGUGUAGAAUGUUCUGUGAUCAUGGAUUCAAAGUUGGAGCUGAUGGAUGUGAGAUUUGUCAAUGCAACAAACCACCUCGAGUUGGUUACGGAAUCUAAAGAUGAUAGACAUAUUGCAUGUAUACAACAACUACUAACAAAGACUUUGAGAGUAUAUAUAUUCAACAAUAAAUUUAAAGUUUAUUUCUUAUUUUUAUUCUUUUUCCUUCCUGAAUCAAGUCAUAGUGUAACAGAAACUAAACCUUUAGUAAAUAUAAUGUAAUGUGCAAACAUGAGUUGUAACAGGGAAAAUCCAUAAAUUUCACAAACACACGAGGUAUUUGACAAUAAAAAAUACUGGCAUUGA